GGGUAAAUUCCCUGCCCGUGCCUUGUGUUCAAGAGCUGGCCAAAGAGCCCUUAACAACAAUUCCACCAAGAUACAUCCGUCCAGACCUACAACAACAACCGAUUGUUUCCGACGACGGUUUGGUGCUGGAAAUCCCAAUCAUUGAUAUGCAGAGCUUGCUUUCUGAAGAAUCAAUGGAAGCUGAAUUAACCAAACUCGACUUUGCCUGUAGAGAAUGGGGGUUCUUCCAGCUGGUAAAUCAUGGAGUAAGCUCUUCUAUGUUGGAGAAUGUAAAGAAAGGGGCUCAGGAUUUGUUUAACCUUCCAAUGGAAGAAAAGAAAAAAUAUUGGCAGUGCCCAGGAGAAAUGGAAGGAUUUGGGCAGGCCUUUGUUUGCUCAGAGGAGCAAGAGCUUGAUUGGAGUGAUCUCUUCUUCAUUGUAACCCAACCACCCCAUUUGAGAAAUCCCCAUCUGCUCCCUAAGCUCCCACCUCCGUUCAGAGAAGCAUUGGAACUUUACUCAUUGGAAUUGAAAAAUCUAGCCAUGGCUCUCUUAGGAAAGUUGGCUAAAGCUCUUCACAUGGAAACCAGCGAAAUGGAGGAGAUUUUUGAGGAGGGUUUUCAGUUUAUAAGAAUUAAUUAUUACCCGCCAUGCCCACAACCAGACAAGGCCAUUGGUCUCAGUCCUCAUUCUGAUGGUAGUGCUCUCACCAUUCUCCUUCAGGUGAAUGAAGUAGAUGGCCUCCAAGUAAAGAAAGAUGGCAAAUGGGUUCCGGUUAAGCCUCACCAAAACGCCUUCAUUGUCAACGUCGGAGACAGUUUAGAGAUUGUGACAAAUGGAGCUUAUCGAAGUGUUGAGCAUCGCGUAACAGUUAACUCUGUAAUGGAAAGGCUCACUAUUGACACGUUUUACAAUUCAAAGUAUGAUGGGGAAAUAGGGCCAGCAAGAAGCUUGACCUCUCAGGAGAAACCAGCAUUGUUCAAGAGAAUCACCAAUGAAGAAUAUAGGAGGGUAAAGCUUGGUAGCAAGCUUAAUGGAAAAUCUCACCUUGAUACCUUUAGAUUGUAAAAUGGUUAAUUGGACUCAGCCCAAUGAAUGAUGCAGUCAUGUUUCAUGCAGCAGUGUUAUGUUGAACAAUAAGGAACUAUUAGCGUGUGAGAUCAAGUCUCUUAAUGUGGCAGUUACAAUUAGUUUAUUUUGCUUAGUGGUGUAGCAGUUUCUUUUGCAAUUUGUAACUUCUUUUCAUUUCAACAACUGUUAUGUAUAAGUUUCUUUUCUUUGAAACUAAUAUGUGCAUAUGUUUGCUAUUGUAUUCUGCCAAUAUAUCAAACACUCUUUA
This is a messenger RNA of Rubroshorea leprosula, 1317 nucleotides long. The record is from the annotation of a GenBank genome assembly. Lineage: Eukaryota; Viridiplantae; Streptophyta; Magnoliopsida; Malvales; Dipterocarpaceae.